Molecule: messenger RNA, 4258 nt
Organism: Centropristis striata (black sea bass)
Lineage: Eukaryota; Metazoa; Chordata; Actinopteri; Perciformes; Serranidae
Gene: meis1a
Product: Meis homeobox 1 a
Exons: 13
Coding region: 389-1570 (393 amino acids)
Biological process (GO): positive regulation of transcription by RNA polymerase II; brain development; animal organ morphogenesis
Molecular function (GO): RNA polymerase II cis-regulatory region sequence-specific DNA binding; DNA-binding transcription activator activity, RNA polymerase II-specific
Source: RefSeq, a predicted model, not a curated record
CAGCUCCGCGCAGAAGACAGCGGCGCACGGCCCGGCGGCUCCGCCUCACUUUGUCCCCCCGGUGUGGAUGUAUCCUGAUCGGAUCGGGCCUGUAGACUGAGCGCUCGGUUGGGUGGAGCCGGAGGCCGGGAGCAGGACAGCGUGUGCCCGGGCUGGAGCUGCUGGUGCUGGCGGAGGAGCGUCGCCGUCGGUCGGUCGGUUCCCGUGGAGAGCGGAGCGGAGCGGACCCGCAGGGACCCGCUUCUGCUCUCUUUGCGUUUCUCUGCGCGGCGGGACUCGUCCCACUCGUUUCACUCGGGAUUAAGUGAUUAACGCUCCGGUACCGGGAGUUGGAUGUGUGUUUUGCCCCGCAGGAGUCACCUGGAGUCCGGGCGCAGAGACGGGGCCAAUGGCGCAACGGUAUGAAGACCUGGCCCACUACGGGCUGGAGGGGAUGGGCGGAGUCUACGGAGACCCCCAUCACCACCACCACCACCCCCACCACCACCACGCUGCUGCCGCUCGCUCCCUGCAGGCCGUGCACCUCGCCACAGCCGCCGCCGCCGCCGGCCCAUACCCGCCGCACCAGUACGCCCAGUCCAGCAGCAGCGUGGGCGCCACGGCCGGGGACGCUGUCAAGAGGGACAAAGACGCCAUUUACGGACAUCCUUUAUUCCCUCUGCUCGCACUGAUCUUUGAAAAAUGUGAAUUGGCGACUUGCACGCCGAGAGAGAGCGGCGAGGCGGGAGGAGACGUCUGCUCCUCAGACUCCUUCAACGAGGACAUCGCUGUCUUCUCCAAACAGAUCCGAUCAGAGAGGCCUUUGUUUUCAUCCAACCCAGAGCUAGAUAAUCUGAUGGUCCAGUCGAUACAAGUGCUGCGCUUCCACCUGCUGGAGCUGGAGAAGGUUCAUGAGCUCUGUGAUAACUUCUGCCAUCGAUACAUCAGCUGUCUGAAAGGGAAAAUGCCGAUCGACCUGGUGAUCGACGACAGAGACGGAAACAAAUCUGACAGUGAGGACUUCCUCCGGUCAUCAGGGAACAACGUGGAUCAGCUCUCAUGGAGCAGAGAUCACGACGACGCGGCGUCGAUCCGGUCGGCUGGGACGCCGGGACCGUCCAGCGGUGGACACACGUCUCACAGCGGAGACAACAGCAGCGAACAAGGUGACUGCCUGGACAACGGCGUGGCUUCUCCCAGCGAGGGAGACGACGACGACCCCGACAGAGACAAACUGCACAACAAGAAGAGAGGAAUCUUCCCCAAAGUGGCCACCAACAUCCUGAGAGCCUGGCUCUUCCAGCACCUGACGCAUCCAUACCCGUCUGAGGAGCAGAAGAAGCAGCUGGCCCAGGACACCGGCCUCACCAUCCUGCAGGUCAACAACUGGUUCAUCAACGCGAGGCGGCGGAUCGUCCAGCCGAUGAUCGAUCAGUCCAACAGAGCAGUGAGCCACGCAGGACCGUACGGCCCCGAGGGUCAGCCAAUGGGAGGCUUCGUCAUGGACGGACAGACACACAUGGGAAUCAGACCAGCUGGUCCAAUGGCUGGUGUGGGGAUGGGUGUGGAAGGACAGUGGCACUACAUGUAGCAGCAGCAUCCUGCAGCCGGAGGACUCACUCGUUGUCCCGGAGACGACCGACUCCAUCAGCAGGUCUGUGGAGCAGGAUCCCCACGCCUCCUCCCCCUGUCCUCCCCUCAGCCCCGCCCCUCUGCAGAGACACGACCACAGAGAGACGGCGGGGACAGACGGGGGACCUCCUGAUGGAGUAAUAACCAGCUGCGUGGACACAAACAUCAACGUGGUGUCUCUGGAUCUGAUCAUUUCCUGUGACAUCAGCAGCAGCAGAUCUAACCUUCUGGACCAACUACAGAAGCCUCACGUGGACACUUGUCUCCUCCUCUCCUGGACUCCUAUCGACAUGAAGCUGAUGUCUGUAUUUCUCGCGGCGUUAUUUUCUAAACGCGUCUGCAAAACAUUUCUUCUGGAGCUGUGAGGAGCUGUGAGGGCCGAGGUCAGGAGACGGAGCUGCUCGCUGAGGACGAGAGACACGCUGCGACCUUUUAGCUUCAUUUACUGUUUUUAAAGGAAAGGACUUCUCACUUUUCACACUGUGUGUGUUUGUCUUUUUUCAUAGACUUCUAUCUUCCCUCGAGCCCAAAAACCCUUUGAGUUCUAAAAUAAAAAAAGUCAAGAAAGUUUGUUCCUCCGUUUGUGAAACUGUUUAAUUAUUGAGUCUUUGUGCAGCUGCAGGAGGAAACUCACUGAGGAAGCUUCAGGUUUGUCUGUCACAUUUCAGGGACAUCUUUUAAACUUUUUGUUCGACUACAUUAAUGUGACAGCCCAAAAUGACAUAAUAAAUUACCAAAAAAACAAAAUGAUGCCCCCAAAAUGUAAAAUGAAUUUUUAAAAUAGCAAUAACAGACGCAAAAUGACAAAAAAAUGUAGAAAAAUACAAAAAAAAAACCCACACAAAAUUACAAAAAAGACACAAAACGACCAAAACAAUUAUAUUUAAAAAUAUCAAAAAAUUUAAAUUACAUAAAACAUUAACUGAGGAAGCUUCAGAUUUUUCUGUCACAUUUCAGAGACAUUUUCUACAAACAACACAACUUUAGAGCUUUAAAUUACCUGCAAUGCAGACGCCAAAAUCUAAUUUUUGUGUGCAUAUGAUUGGCCAAUCUGUCCCCGUGUUUGUGUUUGUUGUCAGGGUGGGAGGGAGGAGAGCAGGACGGAAAUCAGGACUCUCACCAAGAGACAGUAAAAAAGACGCAAAAAGACCAAAAAAGAUAAAAAAAAUUUUUUUUAAAAGACACAUUUUGACCAAAUAAAAAUGUAAAAUGACAAAAAUAUUUUUAAAAAUGACAAAAAAGCCACAAAAAUACAAAAAAGCCACAAAAGUCACAAAAUGACCCCAAAAACAUGUAAAAUUACCAAAAAAUACAUAAAAUUACAAAAAAGAUGAGAAAUAACCCAGAAAAUACCUAAAAUGGUCCAAAAAAUAUGUAAAAUGAAGAAUAAUAGACAUUAAAGAAUACAUAAAAUUAGCAAAAAUUACACAAAAUAAAAAAAUAAAAAUAAAUAAACUUCCAGUUACUUCCAGUCGCCUCGUCGUCCUAACUACUUCACUUCCAGCAUUUACAUAAUUUAUUUCCUCUUCAAACUGUUUUAGAGCCGAACCAGGAACUGUUUGGCCCUUACCUUAGAGAAGUGCUGACGGAGCACAAACUCAACCAAACCAAAGCAGUGAACCUUACCAUGUCCUGCAGCCGGCAGGGAGCUGUGGUAGGAACAUCCUGUGGAUCAUAAGCAGCAGAACUGGAUUUUGGUGUCUGCAUUGCACGUAAUCGUGUAAAGUUGUUAUUGUAUGGUUGGUUACAUGUCCAGAGCAGCAGAAGCAGCAAAACUGCAUUAAAUAAUAAUGCAUUAAAUAUCUGCUGUACAGUAUACAGGUAGAUAUGUCGAGGAACAGUGAUUUUUCACACAUGCAAACAUGCAGAGCAACAGUUAGAUAUAACUAAAAUACAACAAUCAUAAUAAUUAUCUUAUUAAAAUAUUUAAAUAUGUAGCACAGAGUUAAAAGACACAACUAUACAAGAUCCAAACUGAUUAUUCCUUUCUUCUCUUCUUUCUCUUCUUUUCUCUUUUUGUCCAUCCUUCAUUCUUUUCUAAUUCCUUUUUUGCCUUUUUACAUUUUCACCCUUUCUUUGAUCUGAAAACUUAAAAACACACAGCUGGAGCUCUGACAGCAGAGAUGGAUCCUGCUUGGAUUGUUUGUUUCCUUAUAACUUUCAUAUCGUCAAACUGAUCUGAUUUUAUUUGGUUGUUUUUAAAGUUUUUAUUUUUUCUGUGCUGCACUUUCUCAACCAACUCGUCAAUACAAGUUUUACACUUGUUUUUUAUCUUCCAGAUGAGUAUUUUUCACUGUUUUGUUGCUGCUUUGACAUAAAGAAUUAACUCCACAUAAACUGUUAAAUAAUGUAAUAUCUUUGUGCAGCCAAUUGUUAGUCACCAUUUGAUUUAUUUUCCGUUUCUCAAAGCCAACAUGAAAAAAGUCACAUCAGAUCAUCACACUGGAGUAGCUGCUGGGUAUUUUUGGUGAAAAAGGCCAAAAAGCCUUCAGCAGAACUGAAAUUACAACUUUAAUUUGUACAUUUUUUGAGAGUAACUUUGGUUUGAGGAGGAAAACAGUCGAGCUGUGCCAACAGGAGCUGGCUCGCUCUGCAACUCUGCAACUAUGUAGCUCUAUAGUUCCGCAGCUCUGUAGCUCUAUAGCUC